CCUCUUCCACUUCCAAAGGCAAUAUUUCUUUUGUAGCCAAUAAGCCAAGAACGAACCCAGCAGUGAUCACGAUGGCAUGCAGUCUUGUUUCAUGGGUUCAGGUAUUCUGCUUCUUCAGCCUGCUGUUCAGAGGGAUUUUCUCGGUGGUGCAUGCACCUAUGCUUCUCUGGUCAACAGACAGAUCUCUCCACGGCUUGGCAAGUACUUUACAUGAAGGACAUAUUAUCCCUGAGCAUGAGCUGCAUAUAUUACUGCAACACACUGUUUCUCAGGAUUCCCGAAAUGUUGUCGUGUUUCUUCAAGAUAUGCUUGGAGUGAAUGACUUCACACGUUAUGCAGAGUCCUCUGGAAAUGAGACACCAUUUCUCAAUGUUCAGGAACUUCUUAAGACUUCAUCCUCCUCUUUAGUUUUGCCAGCUGUUGACUGCCAGGCUAUCAGUCAUCUAACAGAAUACCUCCAAAAAACUUUGAAUUUUCCCGUGGUAAAGGUAGAUGGCCCUGAAACAUCAAAUCUAAUGGUGAAUGCAUCCAAACCCAAUCUGUUUGUGAUCAGGCUACAUCCAACUAAGAGAAAAGAUGAACCUGCCACUUUAAAAGCACUGAUGGAAAAUGACAAAAUAAUUGGAAGGAUUACUAAGGCUCUGCAGCAGCAAGGAGUUCAGUCUUUGAUGAUUUACACUGCAAGGCAACUGUCAAAGGUACCCAUGCAAUUUAAUGCAGCUGGGCACAGUAGGCGACAACUGAGGUCUGCCGAAGUGCAAGAUAACAGCCUCUUUGCUCCAGUGUAUGCAUUCAGUGGGUCUCAACCAUGCAUCCUCUUUUACGCCACUCAUUUCAGCCUCAUAGUCAACAACAGCGAACUCAUCGAUCUAUCCAAUUUAACGUUUGCGUCUCACCAAGUGGAUACUAAUUUAUCGGAAUGCCUGCCCACCAAUGCCACAUUGUCAUUGCUAUACACCAACCCGGUGAGUAAGAUCAAGAGUCUGGAAAUAAGCUUUGUGAUGACCAACAGGUUCUAUGGAGGCUCUGCUCGAAAUUGGUCCACUUUAGAUUAUGUUGAAAUUGUACAAGACAACAGGCCUGCAGCUAAAUUUAGUGUCUCCAUCAUCUCUAGUCCUGUGGAGUACUCAUUUCAUUGCCAGCUGGUGGGAACGAGAAGCCAGUAUGGCGCAAGUCUAAUUCCAGUGAAUAGUGAAGCGAAAAGCUGGGAAGUUGUCAUUUCUGCGUUCCAAAUUCAAGCUUUCAGUGUCCAAAACAUCACCUUUUCAUAUGCAAGUGACUGUGCAUCCUUCUUCACCCCUGCAAUUUGGAUGGCUCUUGUGACCUCAUUAGUUUUGCUACUGGUCCUCACUUAUGGAAUCCACAUGAUUGUACAUCUUACAACAAACAGUAGAUUUGAUAACCCCAAAGAUGCACGUCUUUCUGUUCCAGAGACUGAAUAACUGCACAUAUAAAUUUAGUAUAAUAGUGAAUCCCUUUCAUUCCUAAUAAUGUAGAAGAAAGCAUAGGUAAAAUUAUGCACAACGUAUAAGCUUUGGACAAUGAAUUUUUUUUAAAAAGGAGAUUGUUAGCAGCAGUGAUAAUUCUGUCAGCUGUUACCUCUUUUUAAUAGUUGCCAGAAUGAAGGUCUUGAGGCAAAGCUGAUACCAUUCACAGUGGUUGCCAGUCAUUAAGAAGACCAGUAGGUCGUGCCAACUGCUUCAUAAUUGCUGGUUGGCAAGUGUAUUAUAAAGAUAUUGCAGAUGGAUUUUAAAGCAAAGCUUUAUUAAGAAAUUAUAUCUUGAUUUUUUAAUAUUUCGUUUAAAGGUAUGUUCUUUCCAAACACUAUGGUUAAGAAAAACAUAGGAAAUAAACCUUAGAUGUAAAACUAACUGGUGACUUCACAUCCUCAGUUUGCAUAAUCACAUUUAUAGAUUUACCCAUUAGCUUACUCUGAUAUUUUGAACUCCCACCCACAACUCAUGAUGAACUAACAGCAUCUGGAGCAUCCUCUUCUGAAAGGAUCCAGUGUGCAAUUACUUCCACAUCUGCUACCCAAAGAGCAAAAUGGUUGCCAUUCUCCCAGCAAUGAGGAGCUGUUAAUGAAUAUAUAUUGGGCUAUUUUGUAGACAUAAUGUCACUCUGAUACCAAAAAUCAAUUACUCCAUAGGAGAUUGUGAUUGUUUGAUUCUACCACUGAAUAUAAUCUUAGCUGAUGAUCGAUGAUGAUUUGCGUACCUCUGGGUAGACAGAGUCUUCUUUCUCCAUGGCUGCAAUAUCACAAAACAUGACGCAGGCUGUGAUGUCACAGUCCUAUCACCCUCAAAUUGGAAAAGCUGCAGCAUUCAGGAGGAUCUUUUUGCUCACUCUCUGGAGAAUGUAUAAGAAGUGUGGAAGUGGAGAAAGGCAGGUAUU
Messenger RNA from Heteronotia binoei (common prickly gecko), 2394 nucleotides. RefSeq names its product V-type proton ATPase subunit S1-like. Gene Ontology annotation, cellular component: proton-transporting V-type ATPase complex. Bases 72 to 1442 code for a protein of 456 amino acids. The record is from RefSeq and is a predicted model, not a curated record. Lineage: Eukaryota; Metazoa; Chordata; Lepidosauria; Squamata; Gekkonidae. The transcript is spliced from 10 exons.